This is a messenger RNA of Papaver somniferum (opium poppy), 867 nucleotides long. Its product is annotated as F-box/kelch-repeat protein At1g57790-like. Gene Ontology annotation, molecular function: protein binding. The record is from RefSeq and is a predicted model, not a curated record. The transcript has a single exon. The coding region runs from base 1 to 867 and encodes 288 amino acids. NCBI's taxonomy places the organism in Eukaryota, Viridiplantae, Streptophyta, Magnoliopsida, Ranunculales, Papaveraceae.
AUGCAUAAUAAUGACAAGUAUCUUAUGAAAGUUUCUGAUCAAUUGCUUGUAGGUACUACAAUCCGGUUUUCGAAAGAUGGAUGGCUUUUGUUGUCUAUUGGUAAAAGAACUGUAUUCUGCUACAAUCCCUUCACAAAAGCAACGAUUCGUCUUCCAGAUGUGCCUGAUGGUUAUGCACUUGGUGGAAUGUCAUUCUCGUCUGUACCAACUUCUGGCGAUUGUGUGGUAAUUGUCAUCUCCAAUUGGUUCCCUUAUUUCAGUUCUAAUGAUUUUUAUUUCUUGGUCACUGAGCCGGGAAAGAGAGCAACUGAUUGGAAUAUUUACCAAUUCCGUUAUAAAAGCCACUAUAUAAACGACUUUAUGCCGUGUAUUAACAACCCAGUUUUCCAUAAUGGGGUUUUCUACUGCUUAGAUUAUAACGGAAUGUUGGGAGUUUUUGAUGUAAAAAAAGGUGACCGAGGCUGGGAAGUACUUUCGAAAUCCUUGAAACAAUUCAGUAAUUUUUAUCCUAGUUAUUUGGUGGAGUGUGAUGAGAAACUUUUACUAGUGAAUGUAGGACAGAGUGGAAAAUCAGUAGAUAUUUAUAGAUUGGAUGAUUCGGAGAUGGUCUGGGUUAAACUGAACAGUUUGGGAAAGCACGCAUUGUUCAUCAGCUACACGUCCAGUUUCUCAGUAGUCGCUCCACGGAGUUGCAUGGAGAACAAAAUCUACUUCCCGAGAUUACAUGGGGAAAGCAUUUUAUAUUAUUCUCUUGAUACGUGUAGGUAUCAUUGUGUUGGGAGUAAUCAACAUUCUUCGCAAGAUUUUCAUAAUACAAAGGAACGUUUAAGCUGCACUUGGAUUCAACCAAAUUGGUCUCAGGCAUGA